GGAAAAUGCAACCGGGAGGCAGAGCAGCUUGUCUGAGAGGCUGAGGGGAUCUAAGAACAAUAAGGAACCGGUUCUAAAGAUCCACCCUGAAAUGCAGGUUGGUGAUCCCCGAGGCUGAGCUGACAGCAGCCAGAGCUUGCUAAGGUUUCCUUGGAAAAGUAAUCACAUGGUUUGGGGUGAAGGGGAGGGACAGGAAGUAAAAUUUCUUCCAGCACAGAAAGAUGCUGAGCGCUUCCUCGGGCUGGCUCCUAACUGGGCUUCUUUAUCUACCCAACCCUGACCCCUCUAUCCCCCAGAUCUGAGGCCGUCAGAGAUGACGCUGGUUCUGUCCAGGAAUAGAUUCUGCGAGCCCAUGGUCUCAGAAGGAGCUGCUGAAAUUGCUGGGUACCAAACGCUAUGGGAGGCUGACAGCUACAGAGGUGCGAGCCCCCCGGGGCCAGCACAGGUUCCUUCUCAGGGAGACCAGGGAGCCAGCCCACAACUGGCAGGAUCACAUUACCGGGGAAAUCCAAGUCCGACAAGCACGUCCAAGGUCGCACACUUCAAGAGAAAGCAUGCGGGAGAGGAGGAUGCCCACCCACCACUCAGCAGCUGCAGCCAUAAAACCGUCUCCGUUUUCGAGGAGCGAGCACACGUCCUUUACAUGUCCUUGGAGAAGCUGAGGUUCAUAGAUGACCCGGAAGUGUACCUACGCAGAUCUGUCCUCAUCAACAACCUGAUGAAGAGGAUCCACGGGGAGAUCCUGAUGCAGAACAGCUGGUGCCUCCCCGCCUGCUCCCUGGGCGGCACCUCUGCCCAAGAGUGGUUCCUGGCUCAAGACUGUCCGUACCGGAAACGGCCCCGGGUGGCCAAGGAGGAGUGGGAAAAGUUCCACACUUGCUGUUUUUACCAGGAGUGCGGUGGCCACUGCCUGAAUCUACCCGUUUCUGCCAGUGCCGGCGUUGGAAGCUCCUUGGCUGCUCCCGGGGCCACUUCCACCUCUUCCUCCCCCCUCCCGUCCCCCUCUUCUUCCUCCUCCACUUCCUCCUCCUCAUCUUCCUCUUCCUCCUCCCCUACUUCCCCUCUGCCCUUGCCUACUUGUUCCCACCACUUGGACUCUGAUAUAGGUGGUGGACCUAUUUACAAGAGCCAGAUACCUGCCAAUGAAAUUUUUGUCACUAACAUUAGGUCACUUGGUGUCCAGGAAAAGGCCAAAUUCAACAACGAUGGGAAACUGAGUCAGGAACCCAGCAGAGAUGGCGACGCCCUCAGCCAGGAACCUGUGGGAAAUGACCUUGAUUUUGAGUGCAAAAGCCAAUUUUAUGAUUAUUUUGAGACUGGCUACAAUGAGAAAAACCAUGUGAAUGAGUCUUGGAAAAAGUCUUUGAGGAAAAAGGAGCUCUCCUCCCCCAGCAACAAACUGUGCUGCAGCCGAGGAAGUAAGGUGUGACUGCCCUCCACCGGCACGCGGGAGCACACACAGCAUGGCCGAGUUUUACUUUGAGUGGAUUUUGUAGUUUUGUACAAACCGAUACAAUUACGCAGUGACCGCGCCGUGUUGUUUCACUGCCCGGAGAGCAGAUUGCACAAAACGUGUACAGGAGGCAGCCACAAGCCACUUAUUAAUGUGAUUUUUGCCAAGGAAAGCUAACUUCAUGUUUAAAAGUAUAUCUUAGUUUUCUUUAAAAAGAAACUCCGUAGAUGAGACAGAGGACAGCGUGCCCUUGUUAUAUUCCCACCGCCCCUCCAAGGAGCCUGCUGCUAGCCAAGUUACACAUGUCUGCCAGUUGAUGAGGUAGUCGUUUGGUAAACAAGCC
Molecule: messenger RNA, 1796 nt
Organism: Acomys russatus (golden spiny mouse)
Lineage: Eukaryota; Metazoa; Chordata; Mammalia; Rodentia; Muridae
Gene: Sertad4
Product: SERTA domain containing 4
Exons: 3
Coding region: 314-1429 (371 amino acids)
Cellular component (GO): nucleus
Source: RefSeq, a predicted model, not a curated record